UCAAGUCCAACAGAGGGUUAUAACAGUAAUUAUACUCACUCUCUUCUUCUGCUUCUUCAUUUUACACACUUGCUCUGUACGUAAAAAAAGGAAAAGAGACGAAACAGUUUAGUCCCUUAACCAGAAAUGAACGCUCUUCCUUCUUCUUCCUCUUCCACCUUCACUUUCUUCACUCAGUCCAAGAACCCCAACCAUCUCUUCAAGCUCACACAUAAAGUACCCAUUCUACCCCUGCACUCUUCCCCGUGUUGCUCUCUCAGCGACUCGUUCUCCUCGUCGACCACGGUGCUGGACAAAAAUGCCCUUUCAUCGGAGAAGAGUUCCCGCAAUGCAGUUCCGUCGGAAGACUCGAGCUCCGAGGAGGUCCUCGUGGUUCGCCGGCCGGUGACGGAAUUUGCCGGCGAAGGCUCCGACGAGGAGGAAGAGGGGAAGGAGGCAGAUGACGGCGAUGACCAGAAGGGUUCGGCGAUCGACGAGGGACUCGCGAGGUUUGCGAAGAAGAUGCCGAUGUUUGAACCGGAGAGGGUCGAAUCCAAAGAGAAGCCCCUCGCGGUGAAUUUGGACUUGACGUUGUACAAGGCGAAAGUUUUAGCUAGAAGCUUUCGGUAUGAAGAAGCAGAAGCAAUACUUCAAAAGUGUAUAAGCUAUUGGUCGGAAGAUGGUCGACCUUACGUGGUACUUGGAAAGAUUUUGAGCAGGCAAUCCAAAAGAGUCAAAGCCAGAGAGAUAUACGAGAAGGGUUGCCAGGCUACUCAGGGUGAAAAUGCCUACAUUUGGCAGUGCUGGGCUGUUCUUGAAAUGCAAAUGGGAAAUAUCAGGAGAGCAAGACAGUUGUUUGAUGCUGCCACGGUUGCUGAUAAGAGGCAUGUUGCUGCUUGGCAUGGAUGGGCAGUUCUAGAAUUAAAGCAGGGAAAUAUAAAGAAGGCAAGGGGUCUUCUUGCUAAAGGUCUCCAAUAUUGCGGACAGAAUGAGUACAUAUACCAAACACUUGCACUGCUUGAAGCUAGAGCAAAUAGAUUUCAGCAGGCUCGAUAUUUAUUCAAUCAGGCCACUAAAUGUAAUCCUAUUAGCUGUGCUAGUUGGCUUGGUUGGGCACAAAUGGAGGUGGAACAGGGAAACUACCGUGCUGCUAGGAAAUUGUUUGAGAAAGCAGUACAGGCUAGUCCUAAAAAUAGGUUUGCUUGGCAUGUAUGGGGUGUAUUUGAAGCUAACAUGGGCAACAUUGACAAGGGAAGAAAACUUUUAAAGAUAGGCCAUACACUAAAUCCGAGGGAUGCUGUUCUACUUCAGUCUCUUGCUUUAUUAGAAUACCAACACACAACUGCAAACCUUGCUCGGGUUUUGUUCAGGAGAGCAUCUGAAUUGGAUCCAAGGCACCAACCUGUUUGGUUUGCUUGGGGUUGGAUGGAAUGGAAGGAAGGAAACUUGAAUAAAGCUAGAGAAUUAUACCAAAAAACUUUAUCAAUUGAUACAAACAGUGAAACUGCUGCCAGGUGUCUCCAGGCUUGGGGUGUUCUGGAGCAGAGGGUUGGCAAUCUUUCAGCUGCUCGUAGAUUAUUUAAAUCUUCUUUGAAUAUUAAUUCUCAGAGUUACGUGACAUGGAUGACUUGGGCAUCACUGGAGGAAGAUCAAGGAAAUUCUGUGCGUGCUGAAGAGAUUCGUAACCUCUAUUUCCAACAGCGCACUGAAGUUGUAGAUGAUGCUUCAUGGGUUAUGGGAUUCUUAGAUAUUUUAGACCCAGCCAUUGACACUUUAAAGAGACUCCUCAAGCUGAACCCAAAUUCGUACAACAUGCCACUGGAUUCUUUGAGAAAUCUUGCCGGAACAAAUAAAAACAGAGCUGAUUUUUCUAGUGACGAGGAGGAGGAGGAGGGUGAUACAAAUGAUGAAAGUGACUUUGAUGUGGAUGCUUUCAUUAUGGAAAGGCUAUCCUUAGAUUCGUCCAAUCUAGAAGUUCAGUUGGAAAAACCAAAAUUUUCUUCCGUGAAGAGAAGUAUUUCUCCUAGAAGGAUAUGGCGAUCAAAUACUAGAUUAGCCAAAGUGACUAUAAUGUAGUUUAGGAUGGGGCCUUGAGCUAUAUAUUGGUGUAUUGUAAAAAAUGUUUUGAAUAGUAUGACCGUGGCAUGAGAGGUAUCUUGCCUUCUACUGAACACAGCAUUGUAAGAAAUAUUUUUUAAUGAAAAGAAAAUAUACCAAAUGACUGACAACAUUGCUUUUGCCUCA
Cajanus cajan (pigeon pea) is the source of this 2223-nucleotide messenger RNA. It is a transcript of the gene HCF107, whose product is annotated as high chlorophyll fluorescent 107. Gene Ontology annotation, molecular function: single-stranded RNA binding; mRNA binding; protein binding. Gene Ontology annotation, cellular component: chloroplast. Gene Ontology annotation, biological process: regulation of translation; mRNA processing. The record is from RefSeq and is a predicted model, not a curated record. Lineage: Eukaryota; Viridiplantae; Streptophyta; Magnoliopsida; Fabales; Fabaceae.